Cylicostephanus goldi is the source of this 227-nucleotide messenger RNA. NCBI's taxonomy places the organism in Eukaryota, Metazoa, Nematoda, Chromadorea, Rhabditida, Strongylidae. The record is from the annotation of a GenBank genome assembly.
AUGGCAGCUCCUAAAAAUUUCUAUUUUGUGAUUGUUGGACAUAAUGACCAGCCGUUAUUCGAAAUGGACUUUCCGAUCACUGAUAAGAAGUCAAAGGAGAUGGAGAAUAGCAGACAUCUCAACCAAUUCAUAGCUCAUGCGGCUCUUGACAUUGUCGACGAACAAGCUCUAACCAGCAAUCAGAUGUAUUUGAAGGUGAGGCUGAACCUUAUGAUUAUCUCCUAGUA